AUGAAAUUACGGAGGCCCCACCCUAGGCUCUUCCGUUACAAUUUACUUCCUGACCUAGUGAACAUUCUACUGGAAGUCAAUUCAAUGUUGACUAAGGCGAUUACUUUUUUAUUGGCAUCAUCUCAACUUGGUCGAGGAGCUUCACUGAAUGGUUUGCGAAAACAAGUCCAUAGAUAUAAAUCAAGGCUAGCAAAAAUUCAAAGUGCAUCAAAUCCAUUAGAACAAAAUGUUAAAGUUAACGAUGAAAAACAGUUUUAG
Molecule: messenger RNA, 258 nt
Organism: Clunio marinus
Lineage: Eukaryota; Metazoa; Arthropoda; Insecta; Diptera; Chironomidae
Source: the annotation of a GenBank genome assembly